Molecule: messenger RNA, 2045 nt
Organism: Thamnophis elegans (Western terrestrial garter snake)
Lineage: Eukaryota; Metazoa; Chordata; Lepidosauria; Squamata; Natricidae
Gene: RHOT2
Product: ras homolog family member T2
Exons: 19
Coding region: 81-1937 (618 amino acids)
Biological process (GO): mitochondrion transport along microtubule; regulation of mitochondrion organization; small GTPase-mediated signal transduction
Cellular component (GO): mitochondrial outer membrane
Molecular function (GO): calcium ion binding; GTP binding; GTPase activity
Source: RefSeq, a predicted model, not a curated record
GGCGGCAGCAGCGCCGAGAAGGGUGGGAAGCGCCGGGGCGAGCAGCGAUCGCUGCAGCCUCCCCGCCCGAAGCCGCGAGCAUGAGGCGGGACGUGCGCAUCCUCCUGCUGGGGGAAGCCCAAGUGGGAAAAACAUCCUUGAUCAUGGCUCUAGUGGGUGAGGAAUUCCCUGAAGAGGUUCCCCCUCGGGCGGAAGAGAUCAUCAUUCCUGCAGACGUCACUCCUGAGAAGGUUCCCACCCACAUUGUAGACUAUUCAGAAGCCGAACAGACAGACGAAGAGCUCCAAGAAGAGAUUGCCAAGGCCAAUGUGGUGUGCAUGGUCUAUGACGUCACAGAAGAGGCCACCAUUGACAAGAUUCGGACAAAAUGGAUUCCGAUGGUGAAUGGUGGCAUUGAGAGGUGUGCCAGGAUCCCCAUCAUUCUUGUGGGAAACAAGUCCGACCUGCACACCGGGAGCUCCAUGGAAACCAUUCUGCCCAUCAUGAACCAGUUCUCUGAGAUCGAGACCUGCGUGGAGUGUUCAGCAAAGAACCUGAAAAACAUUUCUGAGCUCUUCUACUAUGCCCAAAAAGCUGUCCUUCACCCAACUGCCCCUCUCUAUGAUCCAGAGGAGAAACAGUUAAGACCAGCAUGUGCCCGAGCACUCACUCGCAUUUUCACCAUGUCUGAUCAGGACAACAAUCAAAUCCUAAGUGAUGAAGAGCUGAAUUAUUUCCAGAAAUCCUGCUUUGGAAACCCGUUGGCUCCUCAGGCUCUGGAAGAUGUCAAAAUGGUGGUGUGGAAGAACACGACAGACGGUGUCCAGGACAAUGGCCUUACACUCAACGGCUUCCUUUUCCUCAACACCCUCUUCAUCCAGAGAGGGCGUCACGAGACUACAUGGACCAUUCUCCGCCGCUUUGGCUAUGACGAUGCCCUGGAGCUGACCGAUGACUAUCUCUGCCCAGUGAUCCGGGUACCCCAGGACUGUACUACAGAGCUCAACCACUUCGGGUACCAAUUCCUGCAACGGAUGUUUGAGAAACAUGACAAGGAUUGUGACGGCGCCCUCUCGCCCGUCGAGCUGCAGAACUUCUUUGGUGUGUUCCCCUACAUCCCCUGGGGACCUGAGCUCUACCACACGGUAUGCACCACAGAUAAAGGCCUGCUUUCCCUGCAUGGAUUCCUCUGCCAGUGGACGCUGGUUGCCUACCUGGACGUCCAUCGCUGCUUAGAAUACUUGGGCUACCUGGGGUAUCCCAUCUUCUCCCAGCAGGAUUCUCAGAUUUACGCCAUCACAGUCACCCGGGGGAAAAAGAUUGACUUGGAGAAAGGCCAGACUCACCGGAAUGUCUUCCUGUGCAAAGUGAUCGGGUCUCAGGGAUCUGGCAAGUCCGCUUUCCUGCAGGCCUUUCUAGGGAAGAAAGCGGAGGUCCAAAGUGAAUCUGAAGAAAGCAGAUCAUCCUAUUCAAUUAAUACCGUGCUGGUCAAUGGACAGGAAAAGCAUUUAAUUCUGCACGAGAUUGAGGCCUGUGUGGAAUUUGCAAAAACCUCCGACAUAACGUGUGAUGUUGCCUGCUUCUUGUAUGACGUGACAGACUUCAAGUCUUUCAAUUACUGUGCUAAUAUUUAUAAGCAACACUACAUGGACAGUCAGAUUCCUUGUCUCUUCGUGGCUUCCAAAACUGACCUGCCGGAAACAGCCCUUCCGCACGGCUUCUCCCCAGCCGAGUUCUGCUACAAACACCGCUUGCAGCCCCCGUUUUACUUCUCCUGCAUCAGCCAGGAACUUCUCAGCACCGCGGUCUACACCAAACUAGCCACAGCCGCCACGUUUCCGCACUUGAACGACAUCGAGUUGGGUGCAUCGUCCGUCUGGAUCCGCAUCGCCUUGGGAGCUGCCGUGGCCACCAUCGUGGGAAUCAGCCUCUACAAGGCAAUGAUGAAGAACAAGUAGAGGACAGCGAGGAAUCUCUCUUUUCUUUUCCUCCCUGCUCUAGGUUGUUUCUUCCACCCACGUCCAGGAAACCCAACUUCAUUUGCCCUCGAGCACUUUGCAAAAACC